Molecule: messenger RNA, 5981 nt
Organism: Mugil cephalus (flathead mullet)
Lineage: Eukaryota; Metazoa; Chordata; Actinopteri; Mugiliformes; Mugilidae
Gene: cnnm4b
Product: metal transporter CNNM4
Exons: 7
Coding region: 12-2420 (802 amino acids)
Biological process (GO): magnesium ion transport; magnesium ion homeostasis
Cellular component (GO): plasma membrane
Molecular function (GO): magnesium ion transmembrane transporter activity; sodium ion transmembrane transporter activity
Source: RefSeq, a predicted model, not a curated record
GCGAAACAAACAUGGCGACAGACUCGAGUGGACGGGGGUUUACUCUAACUUUAUUCCUGUUUUUUUGUGUAUUUGCGGACAGGCAGACCGAAGCGGCGCCUUCAGACUCGAGAGCCGCCACUCGGAUACUCGGCAUGCGGCUGGAGAGCAGCGACAGGCCGGCCGAGACCACCAAGGCAGGCGUGAUUCAGGUGACCGAGGACAGCCACAUCCUCUUCAGGUUCUACGGGCUCCACUUGCUCCCAAACAGCUGGGAGAUCGUCAGGUUCGCCGAGCUAGACUCUAGCGACAAAGAGGAUGAAACCUUGGGCUCGUUACCCGACACGUCGAACAGGACUUGUCCCGAACACACGAAGGAUAUUGAAGUGAAGGGGCCCAUGGAGGUAAGCAACCAAAAUACCACCGGAGUGGUCACCCUCAUCAUCAGGCAGCUCCGCAAGACCGAGGUGGUCAAGGUGUUCGGCUUGUGCGUCCUCGACGUCCAGGAGCAGAAGUGGCAGCUUCUGGGUGAAAAAGAAAGCAGGCUGCGGGUGGUGGAGGAGAAGAAGUCCCUGCUGCCAAUCUGGCUGCAGGUGAUCCUCAUCUCCUUCCUCCUGGUGCUGUCCGGCAUGUUCAGCGGGCUCAACCUGGGGCUCAUGGCGCUGGACCCGAUGGAGCUGCGAAUAGUUCAGAGCUGUGGCACCGAGAAGGAGAAGAAGUACGCGCGGAAGAUAGAGCCCAUUCGCAGGAAGGGCAACUACCUGUUGUGCUCGCUGCUCCUCGGCAACGUCCUGGUCAACACUACCCUCACCAUCCUCCUGGACGACCUCACCAACUCCGGGGUGGGCGCCGUGGUCGCCUCCACCGUGGGCAUCGUGAUCUUUGGGGAGAUAGUGCCUCAGGCGCUGUGCUCCAGGCACGGCCUGGCGGUCGGGGCGAACACCAUCAUGGUCACCAAGCUGUUCAUGCUGCUGACUUUCCCUCUGUCCUGGCCCAUCAGCAAGAUCCUGGACUGCGUCCUGGGCCAGGAGAUCGGAACCGUGUACAACCGAGAGAAGCUGGUGGAGAUGUUGAAGGUCACCGAGCCGUACAACGACCUGGUGAAGGAGGAGCUCAACAUGAUCCAAGGCGCUCUGGAGCUCAGGACCAAAACGGUGGAGGAUGUCAUGACGCCGCUCAACAACUGCUUCAUGAUCCACAGCGACGCCGUGUUGGACUUCAACACCAUGUCCGAGAUCAUGGAGAGCGGAUACACCAGGAUACCCGUGUACGAGGACGAGCGGUCCAACAUCGUGGACGUCCUCUUCGUCAAAGACCUGGCCUUCGUGGACCCCGACGACUGCACCACCUUGAAGACCAUCACCAAGUUCUAUAACCACCCGGUCCACUUUGUCUUCCAUGACACCAAGCUGGACUCCAUGCUGGAGGAGUUCAAGAAAGGAAAAUCCCACCUGGCCAUCGUCCAGAAGGUGAACAAUGAGGGGGAGGGAGAUCCUUUCUACGAGGUGUUGGGGCUGGUUACCCUUGAAGACGUGAUCGAGGAGAUUAUUAAGUGCGAGAUUCUGGACGAAUCGGACCUUUACACUGAUAACCGCACCAGGAAAAAGGUGGCGCCCAAUAAGAAUAAGAGAGACUUCUCAGCCUUCAAACACGAGAGUGAAUCCAAAGUGAAGAUUUCACCUCAGCUGCUGCUGGCCGCCCAUCGCUUCCUGGCUACAGAGGUGAGCUUGUUCAGCCCGUCCCAGAUCUCAGACAAGGUGCUGCUGAGAAUCUUGCGCCAUCCCGACGUGAUCCAGGAGAUUAAGUUCAACGAUAGCGACAAACGCUCACCCCACCACUACGUCUACCAGAGGGGCAAGCCCGUCGACUAUUUCGUCCUCAUCCUGCAGGGUCGAGUGGAGGUGGAGGCCGGAAACGAGAACAUGAAGUUUGAGACUGGACCUUUCUCCUACUAUGGAGUGAUGGCGCUCAGUGCUCCCACACUGGAGUUCCGCUCGCCGUCCCACCUCAGCGGCUUGAACCGGACGGCGUCUCUGAGCGGCACAGACAGGACCGAGUCUCUGUCCGUCAGCGGCAGCAACAGCCAGCUCAACAACAGCAUACCCCUGCAGCAGUACACGCCCGACUUCUACGUCCGCGCCCUCACCGACCUGCAGUUUGUCAAGAUCACACGGUCUCAGUACCAGAACGGCCUGGUGGCGUCGCGUCUGGACAGCACGCCCCAGUCCCCCGAAAGCGGCCACAACGCGGAUCAGACGACCCCGCCGCCGUCCGUCGUCGCCAUCGUCGACGCCUCCGCCGCCGCCAACUCCACUAUAAUGGACCCGGGAGCGGACUCCGCCCCCUUGGAAAACGGCCCGGACGAGACGACGCUCCUCCUCAACGAGCAGAACUCACCGCACACAGCCAAUCACCACAGCCAGCUGGAGAACAGCAUUUGACCCCACCCACCUUUCACCACCCACCCCCCCCCAAAGUCCUCCACGUCUGAGUGUGUGUUUGUUUGCAGACGAUUCUCACGUUUUUCCGGGAUGACAAAGAUUGUAAAGCUUUUUCCUUUGUUCCUCGAAAACGGACGUGUCGCCGGUUUGAGUGUCUUCCUCCGUGUGUGUGUGUGUGUGUGUGUGUCUUCAAGUUCAUUGUCCCUAAUUAGAGACUCAGGGAGACUCCGCCCUCCUCACCCUCCUCACCCUCCUCACCCUCCUCCUGAUGUACAUAACACAAAAGUGCGGAGCCGGGAGCCGCAAACCAACCCCGCCAACGCCGCAUGUGUAGCAGCUCCUCCUCCUCCUCCUCCUCCUCCUCCUCCGUUGCAUCCAUACAGCUAGAAGACAAAGAGCAUGUCAGCACAGCAGAGUAAAAAUAUCCAGUAGAAAAAUCAUAGCGAGAUAUUUAUUAAUGCGUGAGGCAGACACACAAAACCACCUACUGACUUUCUUUCUUUUUUUAUGAGUGGAGGUGAGGGUGGAUCUGUCAGACUACAUAUAUACAUAUAUAAAUCCAUAUAUAUAUAUAUAUAUAUAUAUAUUUAUAUAUGUAUGUUUCCUUCCUUGUUUUCUUCGUAGAAACAGCGAGUAGCCGAGAGCCUUUAUCCCGGAGUUGUUAAAGAGAUUCACCGCCGAUAGACAGCCAGUCUGUAUUGUGAUGACGACAAUCAACAUGAAUGUGUUAAGUUAAAUGUGUAGGGUACGUUAACUGUGGCCACUCCGCUGUAUCUCUCUUUAUUCUGUGGUUCCUCUUUCCCCUCUCUCCGAGUUUUAACAUUAAAAUCUGGUUUUGUUCUGUUUGAGAGCAAAGAGAGGAUGUGUGUGUGUGUGUGUGCGUGUGUGCGUGCGUGUGUGUGUGUGCGUGUGUGUGACCAAAAAUGAAAUAUCCACCAGCUGACACGGUGGCAACACAAACCAAAAGCAGGAAGUUUGAUCACCUCCUGGUUAGAAAAUACUUUAAGAAAUCUGAGACUUUAUUUAUUCUGUGUGUGUCUGUUGAUGAGGGAGUAGGGGCAAGAAGUGUAAUUUUUAUUUUUGCCUUCAUUGUGAGAUUUUAUAUGUUAUAACAAGUGUUCCUUUGCAUUCAGUGGUAAUGUUUGGGUUUCCUUCCCUUUCUUUUUUUUUUUUUUUUGUAUAAAUCUGGGUGAAAGAUGUGUGUAUGGUGGGGAUUAUCAAUCUAACACAAGUGAAAUUUUUUACUGUUUGUAUUUCUGUAGCCAAACGCACCGCUCGGCCAAAUGUUUUAAUGGAAGGACGAUGUUCACAGAGCUGCGUGCACUCCAGUCAGACCUUUACUGUACCCGCAGAGGAAAUUUUAAAAGGAAUAUUUGUUUGGAAACCACCCAAAAAAACAAACAAAAAAAAACACCUAAAGUUUGCAGCGAUUUAUAGUUUUUACCACUUAAUCCCUUAAUCACAGGUGAAUCCAAUGAGUUCCUCAAACUAAACAGGGCAAAUGAAAAUCUGGGUUUAAUUAGCACCCGUAUUAUUUAUCACUCAAUCAAAUUGUUUUUUCCUCUUAUAACGGUCGCUGCUUUUUUCUUUUCCGAAAAUCGUUUUUCCGCUGAGGUCAGCUGAACGAACACUGUGAAACCUCAUGAGAAAGAUAGAGAACUACUGAAGAGCAAGGAUCCUCCGAGUCCUAAAAGAGGAAAUACGAAGCACUUUUUUUCCAUUUUUUUUUUUUUUUUUUUUUUUUUCGUUGCGAACAAUUGAAACCAAAUCAUGAGCUCACAGUGACUUCAUUUCUGUUUUUCAGUGAAUUUUUUGUUGUUUUGGACGUGGCUCUUCUGACGGUGCCAAGUCACGGGUGUUCAGAUUUUAUUUUAUUUUAUUUAUUUUUUAUGCAAAUUACUCCCUUUAUGAUUUUUUUUUUUUUUUUAACAUGAAAUUAAAUCUCUGCCAAAGAGAGUUUUCUGAGUGGUGUUGCCUUAUUUUACCUGAUCCUUAAAUAUUCCCUGGUACAACAGAUGAUCACAUUCAAUGUGGAGUUUAAAACAAACUGGGUCUUUUUUUUAUUUUUUUUUUAAAAAGUGGAAAGAAUGAAAUUAAAUAGAGAUUUUCAAUUGUGUAUAAAACUUUAGAAAAGGUAAUUUUUUUAGAUCCAGCUUUUUUUUUCUUUUUUCUUUUUUGCAGUUCUCUGUCUAAGCUGAUAUGUUCUUAAGGUAAAGAUGUGUAAACAUUCGAGCACCGCAUUUUUAUUUUUUUAUUUUAGAUUAAAGAGCACUUAGCAGAAACGUGCAAUUUUCUGAAGCCAUUUGUAACUUCUCCCCAAAAAACAACUCAGAUCCUAGAAGGCAAUUUUUUUUUUUGCAUUUAUUUUUAUUUUAUUUUUUAUUUACAACCAACAUUUCUGCGAUGUGUGAGAGGCGGCGAGGGCUGUUGGCUAGCGGAAAUAUUCAUCCUUUUAUUUUCACAUCUGCUGCUUGGAUAAACUUCUUCCUCUCUCUGGACACUAACGAUAUAUUUCUAUUUUAUUUUAUUGUUUUCCCCCUUUGUCCAGAUCAGACACAGCCUCCAACAACGCCUUUAACUCUUUAACGAGGCUACAUUAGCGCCACCUGCAGGCGUCUUAACUCGAUCGGUUCCACUGGCUUCUGAGGAAACGCUUCCUGUUUGUAUCUUUUUUUUUUUUUCGCCAGAAUUUCUUUUUCAAACAACUUGGACUUUUCGGUGAGUUAGAAAAUGGAAAAGCACUUUUAGGUAGGAGGAAGAGAGGAAGAAGGACCCAGUAUUUUUCCCAAAAGAUACAAAUUUGCCAAAGUGAACUGUCGCAAUGCUGUUACGGUCAGAAUUUCAAAACCGUUUUUUUUUUUUUUCUUUUCUUUUCUGUGCCAAUUCCUUAACGUGACACUGCAUAUUUUAUUCAUUUAUUAUUUUUACAUUUGCAGCUCUCAGACUCAUCUUUCUGUCGCCAUCACUGUCCCUUUGUCAUGACUGUACCAGAAUGUCUUCUGUGUGUUCACGUGUGAUUUAUUAACACAAACUCCCGUUUCAACAGACUCUUUCUUCUUUGGUGGUUUUGUACAUUUUUACACCUGGAAUCGUUUUUAAAAUGUGUUCAUGUCUUUGAACCCCCCCCCAUCCUCCCCCCGUCCUCCUCCCCUCCUCCUCCUCCUCCCUGCCGCCACACACAUCUGCUUUAAAUCGUACUGGGUUUGGUUAUUCGUUAUCGUGUGUGUGUGUGUGUGUUUGUGUGUCUGAAUGUGAGAGUGAAUCGGGUCGGAUUAUUUUUUUUGUACCUCAGAACACUGUCAGUAAUCGUGGUGGACAACCAUCUUCUUCUUUUUUUUUUUUCUUUUUUUUUUUAUUAUUAUUAUUUGUCAUGAGUUUGAUUUGGGAACUGAGCGAAUGGAGUUUGGGGAAAAAUAAACAGUUUGUUCUUCAUUGUCUCUGGCAUGAGUUUAACUUAAACAAGAGAAACGAGAUGUAAAUACUGUUUUAUAAUUUCUGUCUUAAUGAGUUUUGAAGAUGAAGAAAGUUAUUAAUAAACCUGAGAUAUAUUUCUCUACGGAG